Gordionus sp. m RMFG-2023 is the source of this 2009-nucleotide messenger RNA. Its product is annotated as argininosuccinate lyase-like. Gene Ontology annotation, cellular component: cytosol. The transcript has 9 exons. Lineage: Eukaryota; Metazoa; Nematomorpha; Gordioida; Chordodea; Parachordodidae. The record is from RefSeq and is a predicted model, not a curated record. The coding region runs from base 65 to 1492 and encodes 475 amino acids. Gene Ontology annotation, molecular function: argininosuccinate lyase activity.
GUAGAAGUGACAGAAAUAUUAUUUCAUUAUAUCCAUAAUUAAUUCUGAGACCAAUAUUUAUUCAAUGGCUAAAUUAUGGGGCGGAAGAUUUGAUGAUUGUAUUGAUCCUGUGUUGGAAAAACUUAAUUCUUCAAUAAAUACUGAUCAAAGAUUAUGGCGAGUGGAUAUAAAAGGCAGUAAAGCAUAUGCCAAGGGUUUAAAGGAUAUAAACCUUUUAACUCAAGAAGAAGAGAACGAAAUUCAAAAAGGAUUGGACAAUAUUUAUGAUGAAUGGGAGAAUGAAAAAUUUGCUAUACAAUUGUCCGAUGAAGAUAUUCAUACAGCUAUUGAACGAAGAUUAAAAGAAAUGAUCGGACCAGAAACGGGUGGCAAGCUUCAUACAGGUAGAAGUCGAAACGAUCAAGUAUCAAAUGAUAUGCGAUUGUAUAUACGUCAUGAAAUGUAUCCUAAAUUAUCAUUGAUUCUAUCCUUACUUUUACAGGGGUUAAAAAACCGAGCUAAUCAAUAUAUUUUAAUUUCAAAAGAUGAGACAACUAAUAAACCUUUGAUAUUCCCCGGUUAUACUCAUUUACAAAGAGCCCAACCUGUCGCCUUUAGCCACUGGAUUUUGAGUUAUGCUUGGCCUUUUAAACGGGAUCUAGAUAAAUUAAAAUAUAUUGUCAGUCAGGAACCAUGGGGUAUAUCAACACUUUCUUUAGGCAGUGGGGCAAUAGCUGGAAACCCUUUAAAAGGAUUUGAUAGGAUUAAACUAGCGAAAGAGCUAGAUUUUCAACAUUGUUCUUUAAAUAGUAUGGAUGCAACUUCUGAUCGAGAUUUUAUAAUGGACAUAUUAUAUUGGGCAUCAAUUGUGGGAAUCCAUUUAAGCCGAUUAUCUGAGGACCUAAUACUUUAUUCUACGAAAGAAUUCGGUUACAUCAUACUUCCUGAUAAAUAUACAACAGGUAGUAGUCUGAUGCCACAAAAGAAAAAUCCUGAUAGUUUAGAGUUGAUCAGGGGGAAAAGCGCUAUUUUAAUUUCUAAUUGUAACGCCCUCUUAGUAAUAUUAAAAGGAUUGCCGUCGACAUACAAUAAAGAUUUGCAAGAUGAUAAAAGACUUUUAUUCGAUUCCUUUGAUAUUUUAUUGUCCUCGUUAAAAAUUAUGGUCGGUAUCAUAGAUGCAUUUGAGGUAAAUGAAGAUAGAUGUUACAAUGCCUUAUCGCCAGAUAUGUUAGCAACAGACCUAGCAUAUUAUCUAGUUAAUAAAGGACUGCCUUUUCGAGAUGCACACCAUGUCUCAGGUAAAGUAGUGAAUUUUGCGGAAAAAAAUCUUACAACUAUUGACAAAAUUGAUUUGAAAGAUUUAAAGAACAUAAAUCCUCUCUUCGAAAAAGACGUUAUAAAUAUUUGGAAUUACGUUAAUAGUGUGGAACAAUAUAAGGCUAUCGGCGGAACUGGCACUUCAAGCAUAUUAUCACAAAUCAAUGUAUUAGAUCAAUAUUUGAUUGAUAAAUGAUAUAUAAUUCCUUGCUUUAUAUAAUUCUAUUUUUAAUAUAUAUUUUGUAUUGACCAUUCGAGGAUACUCGCAUCUAACGAUGAAGUGUAAAAGAUGCCAUCAUUAAUAGGAUGUGCAAUGCAGUUAGUUAUAUCACCGAAAUGUGCAUUUUUAAAUUCUUUAAAUGCAUCAUUAUCAACUUUAUAUUUAAUAAUUUUAUUUUUUAAAGGAACGAUAUAGGAAUUAUCAGCAAUUAUAAAUCUUUUCAAUAAUUUUUCUUGAUCUUUCCCUAUAAUAUUCUAUAAUAUUUUAUAAAUAAAUUUAAUCUAAAAUAUAAUUACAUCAAAAUUUAUGGCGUUUGAUUCGGUAUUAAUAUUCAACAAGUCGUAUGUAUAUAGUUUUCCAUCGCUGUUUAACAUACCAAUCUUGUGGCAAUCUUUUCCAAAUUCUAAACCUUGUACCCAGGGUUUUGAAUGAUCUGAUUUAUAUAAUUUAACACGUUUGUAAAAUUUAAUAGGUAUGUUUUCGUCUUGAAAAU